AUGGUGGGAUCAGGUUCUUCAGGUGGAGAUCUACGAACUCCACAGUUUGAUGGUGCAAACUAUGAUUUUUGGGCUGUCAAAAUGGAGACCAUCCUCAUAGCACAUGAUCUAUGGGAUGUAGUUGAGGUCGGAGUACAACCUCAGCCAGUUAUUGAGGAGGAAGAAGACUCUGGAGGUGAAGGAAGUGAAGCUGAGCAAAUUCCAGCGGAAGCACCUACUAUCUCCAGAGAAGACAGAAUCAAAAAUGCCAAGGCACUGAGUCUCAUUCAAGGAGCCUUAACUGAUGAGCUCUUCCCUCGCAUCAGAAAUGAAAAGACUGCAAAAGGAGCUUGGGAUGUCUUGAGGAGAGAGUACAGAGGAGAUAAAAAGGUAAGAGCUGUAAAACUUCAAGCUGUUAGAGCAGAUUUUGAGUAUAUGAGAAUGACAGAUGGUGAAAGCCUAGAUAGCUAUUUGUCUAAGUUUUUUGGAACUGUGAAUAAUUUGAAAUCACUUGGUGAAGAUGUGUCUGAAACAAGAAUUGUGCAAAAACUCUUGAUGAGCCUAGGUAGAAAAUAUAAGUCCAUUGUGUCUAUCAUUGAAGAAACUCGAGAUCUUGAUGUUCUUAGAGUUGAAGAAGUUAUUGCAUCUGUCAAGGUUUAUGAUAAAAGGGAAGACUUGCAUGAUGAAAGAGAUAAAGUGGCUGGAACUGAGAGAGCUUUUAGUAGCCUCAAGGUUGGAAAUAACCAAGUUCAUGGCUCUAAUAAGGGCUCACAGAGUAGACCAAAUCAAAAGUGGCAGGGACAAGACAAAAAGGGACCAAAUUGGUCUCAAAAUAACAAUGGCUCAAGCUGGAAUAACAAUGCUGGAGGAAAUUGGAACAAUAGUUUCAAUUCUCAGAACAAGCAAGGUAGCAGCAGUCAAGGAAGUGUGAAACCACAAUGCCAAGUCUGUCAAAAGUAUCAUUUUGGUGUGUGCAGGCACAAAGGCAAACCUAGAUGUGGAAAAUGUAAUAGGUUUGGUCAUACUGCAAAAGACUGUGAAGGCAACAAGCAGGUGGCUAACUGUGCAAAGGAGGAAGAGGUAAUCACAGGCACCAUGUUCUAUGCUUGCCACUCUGCAAGUGUGAAAAAUGGAAGUGUAUGGUUUGUGGACAGCGCCUGCAGCAACCACAUGACUUCUCAAAAGUCUGUGUUAAUAAACAUUGACAGGACUGUGACUUGCAAAGUUAAAAUGGGCACUGGAGAUCUUGUACAAGCAACUGGAAAAGGCACUCUAGUAGUUGAAACUCAACAUGGGAGAAGGUAUAUACAUGAAGUGUUGCUUGUUCCGGGCUUGGAUGAGAAUCUAUUGAGUGUAGGCCAAAUGAUGGAGCAUGGUUACUAUGUCCUAUUUGGGGGUAACAUGGCAGUUAUUUUUGAUGAUGGCAGCCUCAACAAUGUUGUAGCUAAAGUGGUCAUGGGAGGAAAUAGAUGCUUCCCUCUCUCACUAGAAUCUAUGACACCUGCAACUAGAAAAGCAUCAGUGACUGAAGAUUCUUGGAUCUGGCAUAGGAGACUUGGACAUUUGAAUUUUGUUAGCAUGAAAAAAAUGCAGCAGAUGGAAAUGGUGGCUGGACUACCUGUGUUAACCGAAAUGAAGGAUGUGUGUGAAGGUUGUGUUUCAAGAAAACAUCACAGAGAGAAGUUUGACAAAGAGGGAGCAUGGAGAGCAAGCUGUCCACUAGAAUUAGUGCACACAGACUUGUGUGGGCCAAUGCAAAAUGAGUCAAUUGGUGGAAAUAGGUACUUCAUCAUAUUCAUUGAUGAUUUUUCAAGAAUGUGCUGGGUAUACUUUCUCAGAAACAAAUCUGAUACCUUUAAUGUGUUCAAGAAAUUCAAAGCCUUUGUUGAAUUGCAAAGUGGAUUUAGUUUGAAAAAACUAAGGAGUGAUAGAGGUGGUGAAUAUACCUCACAUGAGUUUCAAGAAUUCUGUGCAAGCAUGGGAAUGGAGAGGCAAUUAACCAUUGCCUACUCUCCUCAGCAAAAUGGAGUUGCUGAGAGGAGAAAUAGAACAAUAUGUGAGAUGGCAAGAUCCAUGAUGACAGAGAAAGGAAUCCCUGUGAUUUUUUGGGCAGAAGCUGUAAGUACAGCUGUGUAUCUCCAAAACAGAUGUUUUACAACAUCUGUGCUGAGCAAAACACCAUUUGAAGCAUUCACAGGAAGAAAGCCAGGAAUCAAGCAUCUGAAAGUGUUUGGUUGUAUCUGUUAUACUCAUGUUCCAUCACCCUUGAGGCAGAAGUUUGAUGACAAGGCUAGAAAGGGAGUUUUUAUUGGAUAUGGAAGCUGUGAAAAGGGUUACAGAGUGUAUGACCUGCAAUCUAAGAAAAUUGUGCUCUCAAGGAGUGUAAUUUUCAAUGAGGACAAGGCAUGGAAUUGGAAGAGUGAUCAAGAGGAAUAUGUUCCAAUACCAUUCAACCUUGGAGGAAAUGAAACAGAAACUGAAUUUGGUGAAGAACAAACUGAAACAACUCAGUUUGAUAAUGGUGGCAGCUCUCACUCAAACACAACUGUUGGUGUUUCAGUAGGAAAUAACAGUCAAGCUUCUACACCUAGCUCUACUCCAGUGAAGUUGAGAACUUUGGAAGUCAUAUAUGCAAGAUGCCACAUGUGUAUCAUUGAACCAGAGAACUAUCAAGAAGCAGCUGGUGAUUUAGCUUGGCAAGAAGCUAUGAAUGCUGAGUUGGAAAUGAUAGAGAAGAAUAAUACCUGGGAAUUGGUUGAGAGACCAGCAGAUAAACUUGUUAUAGGUGUGAAGCGGGUGUUUAAAACCAAGCUUAAUUUGGAUGGAAUAGUUCAAAAACAUAAGGCCAGACUUGUAGCAAAAGGGUAUGCACAGAAACCUGGAAUUGACUACAAUGAAACCUUUGCACCAGUUGCAAGGUUAGACACAAUUCGAACUCUCAUUGCUCUUGCAGCACAAAAAGGAUGGAAGUUGUUUCAGUUAGAUGUCAAGUCAGCAUUCCUAAAUGGUGUGCUUGAUGAGGAAGUAUAUGUAGAGCAGCCUGAGGGUUUUGAACUGAAAAAUGCAAGUCACAAGGUUUACAAGCUGAAAAAAGCCUUGUAA
Messenger RNA from Prunus armeniaca (apricot), 3081 nucleotides. NCBI's taxonomy places the organism in Eukaryota, Viridiplantae, Streptophyta, Magnoliopsida, Rosales, Rosaceae. The record is from the annotation of a GenBank genome assembly.